GCGAGAAGAGCGCACGUCGCAGUGUGUCCGCCCGCGACCCGUACGCAACGCACCGGCCCGAGCCGGCCCCGCGAGUGUCUGUGACCCGCGCCUCUAGCAGCGAGCCAUGCGCCGCGACCACUGAGCCAACAGCACCAUGCCUCGCGUCAAACCCUCCUGCGUCCGCCGCGUCUCCAUCGGUGACAGUUCGGGGUCUUGUUCUGAGGAAGACGUAAGCAAUGUUAUGCCUGAAGAUGGCAGAGAUCGUCCAGAAACGCAUAUGUGUCCUCGAUGCCAGGAGCAAUUUGAGAACUUGCACGAUUUCUUAUUUCACAAGAGGCUUUGUGAUGAGAAAGCAAUUCAGAUGGGGGAAGAGCGUAUGCACUCUGAUCCGGAAGACAUGGUUGUUUCGGGGGACGAAGAAAUGGAUAGCCCUACAAAGAGACUAGAGCAGGUCAGAAGACACCGUCAAGAUGCUGAAAAUAAUAACAGCCUUGAAGAUGGGGAAGCUGAAGUGCCAGAGGCUGAUGUUCCUUCAGUUGGAUUACCUUUUCCUGUUGCUGGGCAUGUAACUCUAGAAGCUUUACAAAAUACAAAAGUUGCUGUAGCACAAUUUGCAGCAACAGCGAUGGCAAAUAACGCAAAUAAUGAAGCUGCAUUGCAUGAACUGGCAGUAUUACAAAGCACGUUAUUCACAUUGCAACACCAACAAGUAUUUCAACUACAAUUGAUUCGACAGUUGCAAACCCAGUUGUCAUUGACGAGAAGAAAAGAUGAUCAAAACAUAAGUCCGCCACCGAGUGAACAGGAACCAACUACUCCCGCCACACCAGUCCGAUCACCGUCGCCGCCGCGUCCGCCACGGGAGCCAUCCCCUGUUGAGCCCCUUCCUCCUACUAGCCAAAGCUUGCCAUCGACCCAUACACACAUAACACCUAAAAUGGAGCCGAUUUCCAUUCCUAAACCUCCAACCUCUUCUCCAUCUAUGAUGACACAUCCACUUUAUAGUUCCAUAUCAUCAUCGCUAGCAUCUGCAAUCAUCACCAACAAUGAUCCUCCGCCAUCGUUGAAUGAACCAAAUACACUCGAAAUGUUACAAAAGCGAGCUCAAGAAGUACUUGAUAAUGCAUCACAAGGCCUUCUAGCCAAUAAUCUAGCAGAUGAACUAGCUUUUCGAAAAUCAGGAAAAAUGUCACCAUAUGACGGAAAAAGUGGAGGAAGAAAUGAACCAUUUUUCAAGCAUAGAUGCAGAUAUUGUGGAAAAGUUUUUGGAAGCGAUUCAGCACUUCAAAUUCACAUUCGCUCGCAUACAGGUGAAAGACCUUUUAAAUGUAAUGUGUGUGGAUCUCGAUUUACAACAAAAGGAAACCUUAAAGUCCAUUUCCAGCGACACACUGCAAAGUUUCCUCACGUAAAAAUGAACCCUAAUCCAGUGCCGGAACAUUUAGAUAAAUAUCACCCACCCCUACUAGCACAGCUUUCGCCGGGACCUAUACCUGGAAUGCCACCACAUCCACUUCAGUUUAAUCCUGGUGCGCCUGCUCCAUUUCCGCCAAGUUUGCCAAUGUUUAGACCAUCGCAUCAUGACUUGCUUCCCCCUCGACCACUCAAUGAUAAACCUCAUCCACAACAUCCAUUAUUUGCAAUGCGAGAAGAACAAGACGCACCCGCUGACCUCAGUAAACCUUCGACGUAUAGUCCAACUCGACCUUCAUCUGAUUUAUUCAAGUCGGAACCGCAGGAUGAAGAGAGCCAGCGAGAUUCUAGUUUCGAAGAAACAGACCGAAUAUCUCCUAAGCGAGAAAUUGAUGAGAACGAGCCCGUGCAGGAGCCCGAACCCGACCGAUAUCCUUCAACUUCACCGUAUGACGAAUGCAGUAUGGAUUCCAAAUAUAGUAAUGAAGAUCAAAUUGGGAGAGAAAGCCCGCAUAUGAAGCCAGAUCCAGAUCAGCCGGAGAAUCUAUCAAGUUCGGAGAGCGGCCGCAGCCCGCGCGCGUCGCCGUCGCUGUCUCCGGCGGCGCUGUCGUCGCCGCGACGGGCGCAGCACUCUCCGCUGCCGUCUCCGCCCGCGGCCGCGCCCGCUCCACUGGCCGCACUCGGGGCACUCGGCGGGUCUCCAUUCAGCCCGCUAGGACUCGCCUUUCCUCCCGCAGUGCGCGGCAACACCACGUGUACCAUCUGCUACAAAACGUUCGCUUGCAACUCUGCGCUGGAAAUUCACUACCGAAGUCACACCAAAGAGCGUCCCUUUAAGUGCACUGUCUGCGACCGAGGCUUCUCUACGAAGAGCAGUGGCGGCGGUUGCCAAUGCGACAGGCGCGCUCGCUUACCUCGCCCGCCGCACGCCACUGCUUUGGAUCUCUGGAACGCCUUCGUCUACCCGGGAAAUAUGAAGCAACACAUGUUGACACAUAAGAUAAGGGAUAUGCCUCCGAACUUUGAUAAGAGCUCGGGUCUCUCGGGUCCGGGGAGCGAAGAUGGGAGAGAAGGCAGUCCUGAGCGGCGUUCGUCGCCAGACAAGUUGGAUCUGAAACGUUCGCCGUCGGCACUUCCACCCUCGAUCAUGAAUCAUCCACCUCCUAUUGAUAUGCCACCGCUCCCAAAGCGACCUUCUGUUCCCAGUGCGCCGGUACAUCAACCCCAGUCUGCUUCCUCCAAACAUCUGUGCGGGGUCUGCCGAAAGAACUUCUCCUCGUCUUCGGCUCUUCAAAUCCACAUGCGAACCCACACCGGAGACAAACCCUUCCGAUGCGCUGUCUGCCAAAAAGCAUUCACAACCAAAGGCAACCUUAAGGUCCAUAUGGGUACACACAUGUGGAGUGGUGGGGCCUCCAGACGAGGUCGCCGCAUGUCUCUGGAGCUGCCCCCGCGUCCGUUGCAUGAACCCCAUGAACUGCUGCGACGACCUGACCUGUUCUAUCCCUACCUUCCGGCGCCAUUUCUGAACGGCAUGCAACAAAAGCUGAACGAAAUAUCGGUUAUCCAACAAAGUGCCAGCCAGAACGGCGUUGCUGGCAAGUUCCCUGGGCUACUAGGCUUCGGUGCAUUCGGCGUUGGUAGACCUGGGGCCACGUCACCUCUGGAACGGCCGCCGUCACUGGAGGGUGAUGAGAGACAAGCUGCGAUGCGGGAACUAGCUGAACGAGGCAGAGAGCUUGCAGAGAGAAGCCGACAGAUGCGUGAGGAGAGUGAGCAUUAUCGUUCACCGCCUGCGCACUCGCAACUGCCCCCUCCUUCGGCGCAACCCUCGCCGCCCUCGCAGCAUCACCCACACCCACACCCACUGGCUUCGCUACCACCACCAGCAAGGACUGAAGGACUCACUGUCUAACACAGGCGACUCAUGAAUCGCUAUUCAAACGUGAAUUAAGUACGUUUCAUGAUGACAAAUUGAUGAAUGUUCCUAAAUCAUCUCCAGGAAUUUGGAGGGUACUUUCGAACAUUUUUUGAAAAAGUAACUGGAAGCGUUACAGGAUGAAAUCUUCAUGUAGUAGAACUUAUGGGUGUACAAAGAUAAUAUAUAGUAUAGUAAUCAAGUGAGGGACUGAAGAUGAAUAGUGUUGUAGUAUAGUGAGUUGGCGCGUUAGCUUAUCGAUAGCAGAUAUCGAGUUAUUCCAAGAGUUAUUACGCCUAGUAUUUUAAGUAAAUUAUGCACGAGUAUGGGCCUGGGGCAAUCCGGGGCUCGUGAGAGUCCCACUAUUACGUCAUUACUCUGUGAUAGUGCACAUAGAGGCUGUGUCGUAUGCACGGGAAGAGGCAGACAGCUAUCAAACAUAUUGGAUGCAGUCAAUUGUGCUUAACAUCAAAAGUAAUUAUAAAUUAUCCCAAAAAUUAAUUAAAUCCAUAAAUAUAUAUCGUAAAUUGUAAAUAAAAUGUAUAAUAUUAGUAGAAGUGUAAGUAAAUUACUAGUGAAUUAUUAUAAUUAUGCUACAUCUAUGUAAUGUCUCGAAUGGUAUGCGCUACUAUGCAAGAUUUUGUUAAAUACCACAUUCCAAAGUGAAGAGAUUCCUUAGAAAAGCGUGUAUCAAUUAUUCGUUUAUACCCUAAAAAGUAUUUAUGGGUAACUAUACCUAGCUACUGCAAAAUAUUUAUAAGAAUCUCAUUUGGCAACGAAAUUUACUCUAUAUAAGUUAUGGUUGAUGCAUAAUAUUACAAUGUAUUUUACAUUAAUAAUUUAUUAUCGCUCUAAGUACUCAAUUAUAAUAAUAAUUAAUUAUUAUAACAAUGGUUGAUGACAUUUUCAUAUCAUGUAAAUUAAAAACUAUUUGCAUUUGAGGUCUACAUAGAUUUAGGUACCUAAGUGUGUAGAGUCAUAGUUUUAAUUGUAACAUUGCUUUAGAAUAUUUCAACAUAUCUUUGUAAAAUACGACUGGUAAUUCAACCUUACCCUUUUUGUUAAUUACAGACUGAUCUAUUUAUAUAUGUACCCUACUUAAUAUUUCUGAAAGUGCAUUUCGAUAUCAAAAUAUUUAAAUUUAUACACGUUAUGUUGGAAUGUAUUAUAUAUAAAUUUUUUUGUAUAAAAUAUGUUGAGUUCCGCUUAGUAAAUUAUAUCUUCUAAAUGUUAAUCAUGCAAUAUUUUUGGCUCGGGUUAAAUGGCACGACAUUUUUGAAGAGCUGAUAUAUUGAGAAAUACGCGCACGAUAACCACUCCCAUGUGUAAAUUCAUUCCAAAUUUUAUUAUAAAUGAAAAGAACAUUUAAUAGCUUAGUGAAAGAUGAUACUAGAUAAUUCAAUUUGUAUGCUGGUCCAACAUCGAUUCCUGUUUUUGUGACAUCAAAUAAAUCCAAUGCGUUGCAUAAAAGUAUUACAAGUUAUUUGUUAUAAGUCAGUCACUCCGUAACCGAUUAUUUCUAAUAUAGAUCAAGGGCUCUUUAUAAAAAUUUGCUGUGGACCCCGCGCUUAGGCACUGAGACCUAAUCUGAUCGGAUAUUGGCUGUAGAGAUGAUAUAAGGACGCCAGUUGUAGUCUUUCUUUGGAUCUGAACAAGGCUGGACACAAAUUGUCUUGUCACCUACUGUUAUGUUGCCGGUUAACGGCACGUUCAGUCACUGUCGACUCGGGCGAUUACAUAUUCGAGAGUGACUGCUGAAUCUCAUUCAAGACCAAAAAAUCAAUUUGAUAUGUUUUAAAGUGAUAAACCCUUCUGGGAUUAACACAAAUAAAGUGUAAACACAAUUUUAUGAACGAUGCGGGACUCGAAACCCGCGACCUCACGAGUUCCGUGCGAGCGCUCUUUCCAACAGAGCCACUCGAUCGAGUGACGUAUGGUUGAUAAAAUCUUGUAUUCUUUGCUCAGGUUGUGGCUUCAUCUACAGGAUCUACUUUACAGUUGAUACCUUUCAACCCCAAUAUUUCUAUAUUAGGAAAUUGACAUGAGAUGUCGCUCUAGCAAAUCUGAACAAUUUGUUAUGUGUUUAAGUGAUUAAUCCCAGAAGUGAGGGUUAUCACUGUAUUUUAUUUUUUCAGUUUUAUUUGUGCAACUGAAAAAGUAAUAGUAGAAAUACAAAAUGUCAGAAAAUUCAAAAAUCCCGAGCCAUUUACCCGUAGAUACUAAUAGAAUCGAAGUAAAGCUUGCGAGGCGAUAGGUCUCCGGAACAGUUUAGUUGUCUAGAAUAAAUAAUCUCAUAGCACCUACGACUUAAUUUUCAUGUUGCAGAUAGAUAGAGUAGUGAUAGACGCUAUAUGAAUAUGAUGUUUCAUGUCCAUGUUGAUAUAACUAAUCAAUAAUAUUGUAAAUUAUUAAAUGUUUAUGUAAAUGUCCAAAAAGUAUUCAAAUUAUUUAAAAAAAAAACAUUUAUAAUACUGA
Leptidea sinapis is the source of this 5788-nucleotide messenger RNA. Its product is annotated as homeotic protein spalt-major-like. The coding region runs from base 137 to 3310 and encodes 1057 amino acids. Lineage: Eukaryota; Metazoa; Arthropoda; Insecta; Lepidoptera; Pieridae. The record is from RefSeq and is a predicted model, not a curated record. Gene Ontology annotation, molecular function: RNA polymerase II cis-regulatory region sequence-specific DNA binding; DNA-binding transcription factor activity, RNA polymerase II-specific. The transcript has 9 exons. Gene Ontology annotation, biological process: regulation of transcription by RNA polymerase II. Gene Ontology annotation, cellular component: nucleus.